Molecule: messenger RNA, 6010 nt
Organism: Harpia harpyja (harpy eagle)
Lineage: Eukaryota; Metazoa; Chordata; Aves; Accipitriformes; Accipitridae
Gene: HSPA4L
Product: heat shock protein family A (Hsp70) member 4 like
Exons: 20
Coding region: 241-2820 (859 amino acids)
Biological process (GO): protein folding
Cellular component (GO): nucleus; cytosol
Molecular function (GO): ATP-dependent protein folding chaperone; ATP binding
Source: RefSeq, a predicted model, not a curated record
GCCCGCAGCCGCCGGCGCCCGAGCCCUUCCGGAAAGUGCCGAAGUCGUAGCCGGCGCCUGGCGGCUUCCCCGCCGGCCGGCGCAGCGCGCCUGCGCAGAGGAGAGUAACCGCCGGUUGGUGGCCGCUGCUCCGCAGUGGGGGAGAGGCGGGCGAGGAGCCGGCUCCCAGCAGCUCAGACGGUCGCCGCUGCCGCUGUAGUCGCAGGCCGGCGGGGGAAGCGGGAAGCACCGGGCGCAGCCAUGUCCGUCGUUGGCAUCGACCUCGGCUUCCUCAACUGCUACAUCGGCGUGGCGCGCAGCGGCGGCAUCGAGACCAUCGCCAAUGAGUACAGCGACCGCUGCACCCCAGCAUGUAUAUCUCUAGGAUCCAAGACCCGGGCCAUUGGGAAUGCAGCAAAGAGCCAGAUUGUCACAAAUGUAAAAAAUACAUUACAUGGUUUCAAAAAACUGCAUGGAAGAGCAUUUGAAGAUCCUUACAUACAAGCUGAAAGGGCCAAACUUCCCUAUGAACUUCAGAAGAUGCCGAAUGGCUCCGUAGGUGUAAAGGUGAGAUACCUAGAUGAAGAGAGACUGUUUGCAAUUGAACAGAUUACAGGAAUGUUAUUGGCCAAACUUAAAGAGACUUCAGAAAGUGCUUUGAAGAAACCAGUGGCAGACUGCGUGAUUUCAGUACCCAGUUUCUUCACUGAUGCUGAGAGAAGGUCUGUAAUGGCAGCUGCACAGAUUGCAGGAUUAAACUGUCUGAAGCUGAUGAAUGAAACUACAGCAGUUGCACUAGCCUAUGGAAUAUACAAGCAAGAUCUGCCAGCCUUGGAAGAGAAGCCAAGGAACGUGGUCUUUGUAGAUAUGGGGCAUUCUGCGUAUCAGGUUUCAAUCUGUGCUUUUAACAAGGGAAAACUGAAGGUCUUGGCUACUACCUUUGACCCUUUCAUAGGUGGUAGGAAUUUUGAUGAGGCGUUGGUAGACUACUUCUCUGAAGAAUUUAGGACAAAAUACAAACUGAAUGUAAAAGAGAAUCCCCGAGCGCUGUUACGAUUGUAUCAGGAAUGUGAAAAACUGAAGAAGCUUAUGAGCGCAAAUGCUUCUGACCUUCCACUCAAUAUUGAGUGCUUCAUGAAUGACCUUGAUGUCUCCAGUAAGAUGAACAGAGCUCAGUUUGAGCAAUUGUGUGCUGCCCUUCUGUCCAGGGUGGAACCUCCUCUAAGAGCAGCCAUGGAUCAAGCUAAACUUCAGCGUGAAGAUAUCUACAGUAUAGAAAUAGUAGGUGGGGCUACUAGAAUUCCAGCAGUGAAGGAACAGAUCUCUAACUUUUUCUGUAAAGAGAUAAGCACCACGCUAAAUGCUGAUGAAGCUGUUGCAAGAGGCUGUGCCUUGCAGUGUGCAAUUCUUUCCCCAGCUUUUAAAGUGCGUGAAUUUUCCAUCACAGAUGUUGUUCCUUAUUCUGUAACAUUAAGGUGGAAAUCAUCUUACGAAGAGGGAACAGGGGAGUGUGAAGUCUUCAGUAAGAACCAUGCUGCUCCAUUCUCAAAAGUAAUUACUUUUCACAAGAAGGAGCCUUUUGACCUGGAAGCUUACUAUACCCAUCCACAUGAAGUGCCUUAUCCUGAUUCCAGAAUAGGGCGUUUCACUAUUCAAAACGUUGGUCCCCAACAUGAUGGCGACAAUUCCAAAGUGAAGGUUAAGGUGCGCGUCAAUAUUCAUGGCCUUUUCAGCGUGGCUAAUGCUUCUAUAAUAGAGAAGCAGAACAUAGAGGGAGAUCACAAUGACACACCUAUGGACACUGAAUCAUCAAGUAAGAACCAAGGCAGAGAUGACGAGCUGCAAUUACCUUUCAUUAUUGAGGAUGAUACCCUCGACUCUGAGGAGGAGGAUAAAAUGCAGGUUGAUCAAGAUGAAGGUAUUCAGAAAAGUCAAGCUGAACAACAGAACCAAGGAGAUGAGGAAACUGAAAAUGCAGGAACUGAAACAAAAGCUACUUCUGGAGACAAGCAAGAUCAUCCUGCCCAGCCAAAGGCUAAAGCAAAAGUUAAGAGUAUUGACCUACCUAUACAGGCAAGCCUCUACAGACAACUGGGACAAGAUCUUAUCAAUUGCUAUAUAGAAAAUGAGGGGAAGAUGAUGAUGCAAGACAAGCUUGAGAAAGAAAGAAAUGAUGCUAAGAAUGCUGUUGAAGAAUAUGUGUAUGACUUCAGAGACAAACUGUUUGGAGUCUUUGAGAAAUUCAUCACUGAAGAAGAUUCAAACAAGCUGACCUUGAUGUUGGAGGACACAGAAAACUGGCUUUAUGAAGAUGGAGAGGACCAACCAAAACAAGUAUAUAUGGAUAAGCUUCAGGAAUUAAGAAAAUUUGGACAGCCUAUUCAGGAGAGAUACAUGGAGCAUGAAGAGAGACCAAAAGUUUUAAAUGAACUGGGAAAGAAGAUUCAGCUCCUUAUGAAAGCAGUAGAAGCAUACAAAAAUAAGGAUGAAAAAUAUGAUCACCUAGAUCCUGCUGAGAUGGAAAAAGUUGAAAAAUACAUUACUGAGGCUAUGAAUUGGUUGAACAGCAAAAUGAAUGCCCAGAACAAACUAAGUCUAACUCAGGAUCCAGUUGUCAAAGUGGCAGAAAUACUGACGAAAUCGAAGGAAUUGGAUAGCUUCUGUAAUCCCAUUAUAUACAAGCCCAAACCGAAGAUAGAACCUCCCAAUGAUGGGCAGUCAAAAGCUAAUGGUGAACACAAUGGACCAGUGAAUGGACAGAGCGGUACUGAAACAAAACCUGAACCAGCGAAGGACAAUUCUCAGCAGACCAAACCACCUGGAGAAAUGGAAGUGGACUAAAUCUUGCAUUUCUUUUACUGAAUUAAAAUAGUGCAAGUAACCACAGGGUCCAUUCUUUUUGUGUGGUACACACCUCAGAUGUUCAGUUAUUCUUAGCCAACCUUCUGUCAUUUGUUGCUGCGUAGUUUUGAAAGUGUUUUAUAUUAAGUACACCUCUGAUGUUCGUUUCCACUCAUGCUGCUUAUGUGGAGCUUUAGCCAAAUGUAGAUUGUAUAAGUCAGUUUAAGCUUUCCCAAUAUAUUUUAUAUCAAACAUACAGAAUUGAUAUAUAAAUGGCAACAAUCUACCUUAUUUAAAGCUUUUAUUGUGGAUAAACCUCAGCUCCUUUAUUCAGGAAAGGAUACUGUAUUGCACUACUGAUGCUCAAGUGUAGAUCUAAUUGCAUCUUUAUUUUGGAAAAAUAUUGGAAUUGAAGUGGCAAAACUUGUCACUUGAAGCACUGACCUUUUCUAGUUAUUGUAUUGUUAUAAUUUAAAUAUUAAAAUAGAGGUUAGUUGGCAUACUAGUUCAUCUUGUUGCUGUACCAUGAGAAUUGUAUGGUCUUUUUCAUAUAAACUGAAUAAUACAAGCUUAAACAUUUUUUAGAUUCCCAUACCACUAACUAAAAUCUAGCAUUACAAAAUGCUAGCAUAAUGGCUCUGCCAUGUGCUGAAAUUAAGUGAAUGGUCUCAGUGCACAUUGCUGUACGUAACGUACUGUGCUUAUCAUAGGAUGAUGAUAAUAGUAUGAAGGGGUAGAAUAUACAAGGACUGUUGCAUAGCUUUCCCUUGAAAAUGUCUUAUUGCACACGUUACUGUUUCCAUUUCUUUUGUUUUGAAUGAAAUCUACAUCUUGAUCACAUCUUGUGCUGGGAAGGAGAAACAACAGAAAUUGGGCUGUGCAAGCUGGGUAUUAGCACCCUGAUUUUGAGGUUGCUUCAAUGCUGUUUGUUGCAAGCUUAGAGAGUUUAUUUAAGCCUUGGUACUCGGCACGUAAAGCUUUGGUCAAGGAUCUAAACAAAAGAGCUUACAAACUGAAUAUUGUUACCCCAAAGAUGGAAUCUACUUGAUGAACUUGCAUAGCUUACCAAUUAUCUUUGGUCAUUUACUUGAUCUAAUGAAAGUGUCUACAAUGUAUUACACAGUUGAGUCACUAUUUUCUUUGAUACAUCUUAGACAUGUCUUAGACAUUGUCAAGGUCCAGUGUAUGUUCAUAUAUUCUGAAUGCUUGUCAGUCACUGAGGUACUGUAGCGCUUGCUGGAGCAAGUCGCUUUUCUUUUGACUUUAAACAGCUCUUCUGUUACCAGACUAGGAGUGGGCUACUCUGACUCUGAAGAGUGGUUUCUUAGUCAAGUCAGCGUAAGAGACUGAGAUUAGUCACAGCAUACACUUCAAUGACUUGGACUCCAUUGCUGAAGUGCACUGAGGUGUUUGGGUGUUAAUCAGGCAUUCCUGCAGCAGUUCUCCUGUACGAGAUUGUCGCUGUUGUAAACAAGUGAAGGGUCCUGCUCUAGGUUCUGGCCUUGGCAGCCAUUUUAUCUCCAGCUGUGCCCUUCAUGUUCUACCACUGUUCAUGUGACAAAGAAAGAGAGGAGUCUGUGACCCAAGCUAGAGUUGGUGGAGGUGAACUAUACUGUCAGAUACCUUCACAGAAAAAGGAAGCAUCAUUUACAGCUGUACAUAAACCUGCUAAACUAGCUCAAGUGCUAGAAUUGUAUCUUCAUGACUGACGUCAAGUGACUGAGAUGCAUGUACUUUGCUCUACUACUCCUCCUCUACACAAUUAACUGUGAGGAUGGUCUGGCACUUCAGUUUUUGUAUUUAAAGCCCUUGAACAAAAACUGAGUGACCUUGAAGAGAGCUGCAGCUACUCUGCAACCUCAGUCUUGAAUUCUGCCGCUGUAGUCACACAUCUUUGGCACUGAGGGGGUGACUGUACUUCAGUGUCAGUUGUCCUAAGUAUGUCAGUACACGACUGACCUAGCUUUGGUCCCAUAGGCUUUAACAUGAAUAUCUUAAUGCCUUUACCACAGCAGUGUAAUGAGUAGCAUUCUUAAGUAUUGGCUUCCUAAAACCCAUCUACACAUUAAUUUGUCUAGUAGACUUUCUGAAACCUGGCAGAAGAGCUCAAACAGUGGACACCUGCCAUGUAAGCUCUCCAAUAGCUAAAAAAAGGUCAUGUGUAAGAACAGAACGUCUAAUGCUCAUGGUCAUCAGAUGCUUAAUAGUACAUUACAAAUGUUUGAGGCAAUUCUUAUGUAUAAAGGCUGGAAUAAUCUUACAGCAAGCUUAAAAGCAGAUAUGGUUAAGACAAGCAAUUGUAGUAAGGUUUUCUUACUAGAAUAGGUUUUUUUGCUGUGCAUCUGCUCUGUCUCUAGAUCCCUGGUGAAGAAGAAUGCUACCCACAGACUGCUGAUAGCAGCUGGUUGCUGAUGUAUGUGUUAAGAAUCCCAUUUGGAAGGGCAAAAUUGUUCUUUCUGCAGUGAGCUUCACAUAAACAUGUGAACAUAGGACUUGUUCAUACAUAAUCUGUUUUCAGGAACAAAGAGGAAAGUUUACCAGGAUGCAGAUUUAAGGUUCUCAAGUACUUAGAUAAGUAGAUAAGUUAUGAAUGACUUGAAGAUAAGGUUUUGUGCAUUGGACUCAACAAGCAAGUUACCCUGUGGCUACCCUGACAGCACCAGAAUGAGUAUCUUGCAACAUAAAAUUAACAAGUUUUGUAGUACGCUACUCUGCAUCUCCUAUAUUUUAAAAGCAGGUAUUUGUUGCUAAUGUCUUAUUUGAGACUUUCUACUGAGGGUAAGAUACAUUUCUAAUGUUUGAAGAUGUUCCCUCCAUCCCACAAAAAGAAAAAACAGGAAGCAACACUAUCUUUGUAAAGGCAGUAGAGUUUUGUUUUUAAAAAAAAAUAAAAAGAUUAAUCACAGUCUACAGCUUCAUGUAAAAGUUUAAUUUCAAAAGAGCAUAAACACUUUAUUUUACCAGUAACAUCUUUCUUCUUUCCUUUAGAGAGGACUGAUUCUCUCCUGUCUGGAGCAUUAAUGGGCUUGCCUAAGAAAUGGCUUUAAAAUUAAAUUUGCUUUACUAAACUAAGUUGCUACUAGCUGUUCUACAACUGAUGCAUGGUUUCCUUUCCACAUCUUUUUUUCCAGUAAACUUCAGGAUUUUCUUUGAACUUCAUUCAGAUGUAACAUAAACAGAUUUUAAACAA